This is a messenger RNA of Parnassius mnemosyne (clouded apollo), 405 nucleotides long. The record is from the annotation of a GenBank genome assembly. NCBI's taxonomy places the organism in Eukaryota, Metazoa, Arthropoda, Insecta, Lepidoptera, Papilionidae.
AUGGGAGGAGUUACUGUAUUGUUGGCAGGCGAUUUCCAGCAGACUUUACCAGUAGUGCCCAGGGGAACGCGAGCAGACGAAGUUAAAGCAUACGUAAAGCUGUCUCAUUUGUGGCCUUCAGUGACAAAAUUGAGCCUUACCACAAAUAUGAGAGUCCAUCUUAGGGGAGAUGUUACUGCCGGACAGUUCUCAGAUCUGUGGCUCAAAAUAAGAAAUGAUGAUUUCCCGGAACUGGAUUAUAAUAUAAUUCUCCCUACAGAGUUAGGUACAAUUGUUUCCACUGUAGAAGAGCUGAUAAAUAUAAUUUACCCAAACAUUAAUAAUAAUCACGAUAAACUUGCAGAAUGGUUAUGUGAGCGUGCCAUCCUAACACCAAAAACGAACAAGUAUAUGAAAUACUUUUGA